UAAUUUAUUGUACCCCCACCUCUCCUCUCUUAUUUUUGUUCAAAGUCAAUCCCCACCCACAAAGAUAUGUUAAAAAAACUGAGCAGAAGAGUCAAAACCAUAGUCACCAAGCCUUUCAAGAAACCCAAAAAACCUUAUAUAACCCCCCAACCCAGAUCACCAUCUCCACCCCCUUCACUACAGCCACCUGCCAUGUCGACUCCGGAACAAGUGAUGCCGCAGCUUCACGGGCGAUCGACUUCUACAUUUCUGUUCCCACGAACCCAAUCAAAGGUUCUCCCUGACCCUUCCCUUUUCUUCUCUCCAGCUCUCCUGUCCAACCCUCUCCCUACCAAUUCGUUCUUUCAAAAUUUCACUCUGAAAAAUGGUGAUCAGCCUGAAUACAUACACCCUUAUCUCAUCAAAUCAUCUAGCUCCUCUGUUUCUGUCUCGUACCCAUCUCGUUUUCACAAUUCUUCGUUCGUUUAUCAAGUUUUUGUGGCUGAUCUUACAAUCUCUGCAUCUAACAAGGAUGCGCAGAGAAGCCAUAUUGUCUCUUCUUAUAGUGAUCUUAGUGUCACUUUGGAUAUACCCUCUUCGAAUCUUCGCUUUUUUCUUGUUCGAGGAAGCCCGUUUGUGACUUGUUCGGUCACUGGCGGUACUCCUGUAUCAAUUUCGACGAUACAUGCGAUUCUCUCGUUUUCUUCAAAUAGUUCUCGCACAAAGUACACUGUGAAGCUAAAUAGCAACCAGACUUGGCUUAUAUAUUCAUCUGGGCCUGUGAAUUUGAGUCAAAACGGUCUUUCUCUGAUCAAUUCUGAUGCGUUUUCAGGCAUUAUUCGGAUUGCAAUUCUGACGGAAGAUGGUUCAAAGUUUGAAGCGAUUCUUGAUCGGUUCAGUUCUUGCUACCCAACAUCAGGUGAUGCAGUUUUUACUAAACCAUUUUGUUUAGAGUACAAAUGGGAAAAGAAAGGGUGGGGUGAUUUGCUUUUAUUAGCACAUCCUCUUCAUUUAAAGCUUUUGUCAAAUGAUGAUUGUGAUGUAACUGUUUUAAAAGAUUUUAAGUAUAAAAGCAUAGAUGGUGAUCUUGUUGGUGUUGUGGGAGAUUGUUGGUUACUGAAACCAGACCCUAUUUCAGUGACUUGGCAUUCCAUUAGAGGGGUCAAGGAACUAUCAUUUGCUGAAAUUAUUCCUGCACUUUCUAAGGAUGUUGAUGAUCUGAAAACAACCCCAAUAACAACAACAUCGUCGUACUUUUAUGGCAAAGCGAUUGCAAGAGCGGCAAGGCUGGCAUUGAUAGCUGAGGAGGUUGGGUAUGUAGAGGUGAUUCCAAAGAUUAAGGAUUUCUUGAAGGUGUCAAUUGAGCCAUGGUUGGAUGGAACUUUUAGCAGCAAUGGUUUUCUGUAUGAUGGACAUUGGGGGGGAAUUGUGACCAAACAGGGGUCAUUGGAUUCUGGUGCUGAUUUUGGGUUUGGAGUGUACAAUGAUCAUCAUUAUCAUCUUGGUUACUUUCUUUAUGCCAUUGCAGUGCUUGCAAAGAUUGAUCUAGCAUGGGGAAGGAAGUAUAGGCCUCAAGCUUAUUCAAUGAUGGCAGAUUUUAUGAACUUGGGUAGGCGAUCUAAUUCGAGUUAUCCGCGUUUGAGGUGCUUCGACUUGUACAAGUUACAUUCUUGGGCUGGUGGGUUAACUGAAUUUGCCGAUGGCAGAAAUCAAGAAAGCACUAGUGAAGCAGUCAAUGCGUACUAUUCAGCAGCACUUUUGGGGUUAGCUUAUGGAGACACUCAUCUUGUUGCCACUGCUUCAAUUCUAGCGGCAUUGGAGAUUCAAGCAGCACAAACAUGGUGGCAUGUAAGGGAUGAUGAUACUAUCUAUGAAGAAGAUUUCACCAAAGAGAAUAAGGUGGUUGGUGUACUGUGGUCAAACAAGAGGGACAGUGGACUUUGGUUUGCUCCUCCUGAAUGGAGAGAGUGUAGACUUGGGAUUCAGCUGCUACCCAUAUUGCCAAUCUCAGAGGCUUUGUUCUCUGAUGUUGGGUUUGUGAGGGAGCUUGUGACAUGGACACUGCCUGCUUUGCAAAGAGAAGGGGUUGGAGAAGGGUGGAAAGGAUUUGUGUAUGCACUGGAAGGGAUUUAUGACACAGAGCGUGCUUUGGAGAAGAUUAGGAACUUGAAAGGGUAUGAUGAUGGAAACUCACUAACUAAUCUGUUAUGGUGGAUUCAUAGUAGAGGCUAUGGUGAGGGAUAUGAAGGUGGAGGGAAACUCUGCUGGUUUGGUGACUAUUGCCAUUGAUAUUGUUAAGCCUUAUAAAAUGAUAUAUGCAGCAUGAAUAAUAGCAAAUAACGGGUUUUACUGCCUCUUCUUUUGGUCAUACAGGAUUUGUUGCUUUCUUUACUUUUUUUCUUUAUGUAAUAAUGAAUCCACUUGUUAUUUAUAAACUCUCUGUUCCCUUGA
This is a messenger RNA of Tripterygium wilfordii, 2430 nucleotides long. Its product is annotated as probable endo-1,3(4)-beta-glucanase ARB_01444. The transcript has a single exon. The coding region runs from base 67 to 2268 and encodes 733 amino acids. Lineage: Eukaryota; Viridiplantae; Streptophyta; Magnoliopsida; Celastrales; Celastraceae. The record is from RefSeq and is a predicted model, not a curated record. Gene Ontology annotation, molecular function: endo-1,3(4)-beta-glucanase activity.